AUGUCGUCAUCAUUGCGUGGUGCCCCUUGCUUCCGCUCCGUUGGCAUCGAACUGGACAACGACACAAAGGCUGUCCUCGUGGCCGGCGACGCAGACGUGGCGGCCGACCUGCUCGAGCAGCUCUUUGCCGCCUUCUACGCCGACGGCGGAGGCUCGGUGGGCGGUGCCGGACAAGGCGGGUCAGAGGCUGGCGGCAUGACCCCUGGCGGUGGUGGCGAGGGUGAGCGCAGCCUCGCGCCGGCAUCAUCGCUCGACGCGCUGCACCCGGACACUACCAUCAUCGCGGCGGCGCAGCACGGGCGCGACCCGGCUAUCGGCUCGGGCGUGACGUCGGUGGUGACGCGGCAGACGCUGCUGUCUAACUUUCUGCCACGCGACUACUCGCGCGUCUCACUCGACAUCAAAAAGCUCUCUGCGGCGGUCUCGCCCGACAACGCCGAUAACAUGCUCGAGUUCUUCAUCGUCACCAUCCAGCUCAAGAUCGGGCUCAAGACAAAGACCGUGGUCAACUUUCUCACCGCCACGCCCGAGCGCUUUGACGACAUUGUCCGGCACGGCUUCAAGGGCUCGUUCCGCCCGGUCAUCAAGUGGUACCAGGCCCUAUUCUCAAAGUCCAAGAAGAUACUCGCCCUCAUGCACCAGCGGCCGGGCGAUCUCGACUUUGUGCUCGCCACCCUUCAGUCGGGCUUCCGCUCGACCUCGCGCGACGUUGCCCUUUGGACCUGCCGCAUGUUCACUCGCCUCUCGUUUGCGCUCGCCAAGCAGGGACUCGGCCCGGAGCUCUGGCGCUGGUUUAUCACGCCGGUCACCGGUGGCAUGGAUUGCCUCGUCGAGUCGUUUGCCCGCCACCAUGACAUCAAGGCUGCGCUCUUUGGCGUCUUUGACGUCUUUGGCCGCUCUUCCUUCCAUGAGCUCUUCCACACCCACCUCCCACGCAAGCUCGCCCAGCCGCAUCGCUACAUGGCCUUUGUCCACGAGAUGCUCGAGCCGCUCGCCGCCCAUUCGGCUGCUCGUGCUGCCAUCGUCAAGGACGGCACCUUUGAGCUCCUUCUCGAGCAGGGCCUCUCUGGAGCGUCAGGCGACCGCCAUCCGGCGCUCCGCAUGACCGCCGUCCUCUUCCUGGCAGAGUUCUGGAACCUGUUUGAGCCCGAGCUGGCGUCGCGGCCCGAGACCGAGACCAUUCUUGCUCUCCUCAAAAAGGCCACCCGCGACGCGUCGAUCCCGCUCCGCAUCACCGCCCUCACCCUGCUGUUCAACCUCAUGGAAGAGUUUGCGGGUGCCCGCCGCAAGCGGACGGCGCAAAAUUCUGAUGCGACAGGCCUCGGCGCCUCGAUCUACAAGACACUCGUCAUUGCGCUUGUCGACGCCCAGGGCACCUCGACCAUCCGCCCAUUCCUUCUCUCUAACUUUGCGGUUUUCUUUCAGUCGCUGGCGGCGCAAAAGGCCGACAACCCGCUCCCGCUCUCGCUUCUCCUCGAUCCACUCAUCAAGCAGCUGACCGGGUGCAUGUUGAGCAUGGAGGACUUUGACUUUCUGUUGGUCAUUGCCAAGCUGCCGUGGCUCUCACGCGCGCACGUCCUUCUCCUCCUCCAGUUCCUUGGCACCGUCACCGUCGAGGACACGCUCUACGGCCGCGUCGCCGCAAUCCCGUUUCUCAUCCUCAUCAACCGCUUCCACAAGGAACGCCGCGUCCAGGCCUACCUCGCCGAGUUUGCAUCGGCGACGUUGCAGUUCUUUGUCUCGACCACGCCGCCGUCGAUCAUGCCCAAGUACGACCCUGCCAACAAGUCGGUUCGCCCUACCCCGCAGCGCAUGGAGGUCGAGGAGUGGAAGCGGCGCAAGAUCCUUGUUCUCGAGGUCCUGGCCAAGGUCAUCCACCUCUACCACGAUACGCUCAACGCCGAACUUCGGCCCAUCAUUUACUCGGUCCUCUCCAAGCACCGCGACGAGGAUGGCCUCCGCGCCCUGCUCCAGUUUUGCGAAGACGCCGACGCCCGCCACUAUGAGCAGCAGCCGUCGAACCUACAUGCCACCCACACCGCGUCGUCUGCCAACAAGUCUGCCGCUGACGGCCGCGGCGAGCCGCCAGACCUCUCGGCUUGGCAAGGCUACACCAUCGAUGAGGUCCAGGAUCUUGCCGCUGCCGGCGAGAUCGACUCUGCCACCGCUCGUGCCGUCUCGGACGCCAUCCUUGCUGGCGUUCUCGACGGCGGCCGCUACCGCGAGGACGAGGCCUAUGACCGCGGCCGCGGGCCAACGAGCGACGCCGAUCGGCGUGGACAGUAUUUAGCCGACAAUGACACUGCCAUUGCCAUCGACCACCACGCAGAUGGCGAUGACGGCUACAGAGCACCCGAUGACGGCUACUACCCGCCGGAGCAUUCCGAGUAUGCCACGCCACCGCGUCGUGAGGAGCCUGGUGCAUGGGGCGAUGAGACCACGCCUGUCCGGCCCAAGGACUGGACGCCGCCACAGGUGACUGGCCUCACGCCCGAGCUCGCCUCCCGCAUUGACGACGACAUUGCUCGCGCCCGCGAGAAGCGGCUGCAGCGUGACCGUGAGCGGUACGACAAGGAGAUGGAGGCCAAGUUCCGGACUGAGCGCCUGCUCGAAAAGACGGCAGUCGUCGUCGAUUACAAGUCGGAGAAGGAGGCAUACCAGUCGCGCAAGCGGCAAGCCCGGUGGGACGCGCUCUGGGCCAGUGCCGACGUCGAGGACAUCGAGUUUCUGGACGAUGCCGAAGAAGCCGCGCUCUGGGUGAUCUGCGGCAUGUUCGACGAGGUCACCGAGGGCGGCCUGCUCUUCCCCAAGAUGCCGUCCAAGCGGGUGGUCAAGCCCGAGGAUAUUGCCCGGCUGUACAAUGCGGCUUCGACCAAGCGCGAGGAAAUGGCUCGCCGCCGUGCUGCCGCCAAGGAACGCGAGGAGCGCGAGCGCCUCGUCCGCGAAGAAAAGUUCCGCCGCCAUCAACAGGAGCUCGAGGCCAAGCGCGAUGACAUUGAGCGGUACCGGCGCGAGAAGGCCGUCGCUGCCGAGCGCGCCCGCCGGAGCAAGGUCGCCGCUGAGGAGAAGAAGAAGGAGCAGGAGCGCGAGAAGCGCGAGCGCGAUGCUCGCGAGCGCAAGCGGAUCAAGCGCGAGAUCCGCGAGGCCAAGAAGGCCAAGGCCGCUGCCGAGGCCCGCAAGAAGGAAGAGGCCGCCCGCAAGGCCGCCGAGGCUGAGGCCCGCAAGGCGGAAAAGUACGAGCAGUGGCGGGCUGAGGCGCAGGCCAAGUACCGGCGCGACAAGGCGCGCAAGGAGGCCGAGGACAAGCGCAAGGCCGAGGAGGAGAAGGCCAAGGCCAAGGAAGAGCGCCGCCGCAAGGCUGCCAAGCGCGCCGCCGCGCAGCGUGAGCACGAGGAGAAGAAGAAGCUCAUCGCUCAACACAAGGCCGAGCUCCGACGCAAGGAGCAGGCUGAGGCCGCCGAGCGUGCUGAGGCUGAGCGCGUCGCCAAGGAAGAGAAGGACAAGCAGAUGCGCGCCGCCGCCGCCCGCCGCAAGGAGCGCGAGCGCGCACGUGCCACCGCCGCCGCCAAGGCCAAGGCCGCCGAGGAGGAGAAGGCGGCUGCCGAAGAGGCCGAGCGCAAACGACGUGCUGCAUUGGUCCGCAAACGCGCGCUCGAGGCCUCGUCGCGCGCAAACUCAGUAGCCGGCUCGGAGCUCGCCCGCGCCGCCCGGGAGGAGCGCGAGCGCAGCAGGCGCGUGGAGCAGGAGCGUCGCGAGCGCGAGGAGCGUGAGAAGCGCGAGAAGCGGCAGCGCGAGCAACUUGCCAAGCGCGAGCGCGAGAAGGCUGAGCGCGAGAAGCGCGAGCGCGCCAAACUCGACGACAAAGCUCGUGCCGAGCGCGAGCGCGAAGACCGUGCCCGUGCUGAGCGCGAAGCCCGCGAGCGUGCUGAGCGUGAGCGGCGCGAGCGCGAGGACCGCGAGCGGCGCGCGUACGAAGACCGCGAGCGGCGCGAGCGCGCCGAGCGCGAGCGGCGCGAGCGUGAAGACCGUGAACAGCGUGAACGCAGCGACCGCACCGAGCGCGAGCGGCGCGAGCGUGAGGCUCAUGAGCGCGACGAGCGCGAGCGGCGCGAGCGCGACGAGCGUGAGCGGCGCGAGCGCGAAGCUGCACUCCAGACACGGGCCAGCGGCGGGGCCGACUCGCGGGCCUCCGCCCGUGGCGACUCGCGGGCGUCGGUCCGGACCGACUCGCGGGCCUCCGCCCGUGCUCAGACCCCGCCGCAGCGCACGUCGUCGGUUAAGAAGGCCGACUCGCCCAAGCGCGUGCCGUCGACCAAGAAGGCCGGCGGGAGCAGCGGUGGAGCGGCCAAGUCGGCCAACGAGCAGGCGGUCCUCGACGCGCUGGCUGCGAUGGAGGCCGCCGGAUACCACCCGAACCGGACGCUGACGGCGUCGACGUCGGUUGUCGAGGCGCUCGAGCAGUUUGUUGAGGUCCUUGAGACCAAGUCUGAGGCCGUCGACGAUGCCGACGACGAGAUGGCGUUCCUGGAAAUGAUGGAGGAGCUGACCGACGUGGCCGACGAGGUCGACACCGCCGCUACCAUGCUCAUGGUCGACUCGACCGACACCGCCGCCCGCAGCCAGCUUGACGAGGUCGUGGCCCAAGCGAAGGACGCCGUCUCGCGCGCCUCGGUCCUCAUGGUGCGGUUUGCGUAGCAGUAAAGCGAUAGCUACUGCC
Molecule: messenger RNA, 4717 nt
Organism: Thecamonas trahens ATCC 50062
Lineage: Eukaryota; Apusomonadida; Apusomonadidae
Exons: 2
Coding region: 1-4695 (1564 amino acids)
Source: RefSeq, a predicted model, not a curated record